UCCGGGUCUACGCGGUGACGCAAUUUUUGCCUCGUUGGAAGGUAGUUUCGGGAGGAAGAGCUGAGACUGUGCGCUAGCGGCGAAGCAAUACAACGAAGACAAACCAAAGACACACGGACACACUGAGUGGAGCGGUGUUUGUCUGCUGCUACCAACACGAUGUCAGUCACUGACGACCUACCGGACAUGGAUGGAGCAGAGCUGUUAGGCCUGCUGUUCCAGGAUGGACAAGAUGGAUCUAAUGAGGCCUUCUUUCCCGAUGGGAGCGGGCUCAUGGAGUCCUGGCUGUCUGAACAAGACAUGCUGACAGAUAUAGAUACUGAAGACUUUCUGUCCAGCUUGUUAGAGGAAGAGGACAACAUGGCCACUAUCUGUCCCUCUCAUUCUCCUCUGGGAAGUGACAGUGGCAUUUCUGAUGAUAGCAGCACUGGAGUUGGAAACAACAAUGUUCUGGGAUGCCAAAGUCCCCACAGCAGCGAUAGUGACAUUGUGCCCAGCCCCAGUUAUUCCCAGCCCAGCCCUGAGCACUCGGACCCUGCCCCGGCUCCUGGGGAGUUUCACACAGAGAGCCCGGAGGCUUUAACAGUCCAGGCUGAUCACAGCUACUCUCUGCUGCAGAAUGGAGGGAGGGACAUGGAUGUCUUGGAGAGUGUCAGGGCAGAGAAGCUAGACACAGACGUCUUUAUUGAUCUGGACGACCUGGUGAGUGAAGAAAUGGAGGAAGACGUUACCAGCGAGCUGCCCUACACACUGGCCAUAGAGGACUCAACACAGGAUUCGCCACAAGCCGACACAAUGGACCAGUUCCAGUUUAAGGAGAUUGUACUCACAGAGGAGGAGAAGCGACUUUUGGCUAAAGAGGGCGCCACCAUUCCCACACACAUGCCUCUCACAAAGGCAGAGGAGAGGACAUUGAAAAGGGUGAGGAGGAAGAUACGCAACAAGCAGUCUGCCCAGGAAAGCCGCAAGAAGAAGAAGGUGUAUGUGGACGGACUGGAGAACAGGGUUGCCAUCUGCACUGCUCACAACCUGGAGCUACAGAAGAAAGUCCAGAUGCUUCACAAGCAGAACGUCUCUUUGAUAGAGCAGCUGAGGAAACUACAAGCUAUGGUGAAGAUGUCGACUAUGAAGGCCAGCACAACCAGCACCUGUGUGAUGGUGUUCCUGCUCUCCUUCUGUCUCAUUAUCUUCCCAUCGGUCAAUCCAUUUGGCAAAAGCACAGAACAGAAGGAACUUUACACUCCGUCCUCCAUCAUCUCCCGGACCUUGCGGUCUCUGCCACAAGAGAAUCUUGAUGCCCUUCAAUACAUUACGGAAGAUCUGCCCCAAGUAGAUGUGGACAUUAAACCCACCUUCACUGUUAGCCAGAAGAACCACACCCCCGACUUCCAGACGGUGGAGCAACCCGACUCAGAAACAGGCGUCAACAGCAACUCCUCAGCAGACUUCCCAGGUUCUAGUCAGGCCGGCGAGAUGAAGCCGGGUCCGGCUGGAGGAGUCGGAGCCUUGCAAGACACAUCCAUUGAUCCUGCAGUGGCGUACGAGGUCACAGGCUCCAAGGAGAAGUGGGUGGACGUGAACCCUCCGUCUGUGAUAAUACAGCAGCAUCGCUCAGACGAGAUGUAGUAGAACUGUGUUAAUGAUUUAACCAGCAGAGGGAGCCAUAACCGAGGGCCUCUUAAACUUAAAGGGGAGAAGGGAAUUACCUUAAUCACCCAGACAUCUCUGCCCCCACUUCUUCUCUUUAGCCCACUUCCUAUGUACUACUGUUACUUUUGUGCACUUUGUUCUAAUGUCUUUCUCCUGAAGACAUCUGCAGAGAGAUUUCCAUAUUCCAGCACUGUAAACUGAGCUGAACAUUUCAUGAUGUCACUCGUUCUCACGUUAAUGAAGACAACGCUGAGUGGUCUCCGUUCGUAUAGAAAUUGGUGCUAAUGACCAGAGUUUGUGAUUUUGUUGGUACCAGCAAACAGAGUUUUUAAUUAGAUCAGAACUUCCAAGUUUAAUUGUUCGGUGAUGAUUAUAAUUUAUUCUAUAGAGCACAGCAAUCGAUUCUGGUCUGGGUUUAAUGAACCUAUACUUCUUGUGAACGACGUUUCCAUAGCAAAUUAUUGUUAAAGCAAGUAGUCCAACAACCCGCAUUGCUAACUAGUCAACAUUCAUUGCAUAGUAGAAGAUAGGCUGCUCGAUUCUCAUUAGGGUCGAUCAAACUGGGUGUUUGAUCGUCUUAACGCUUAAGCCAUUGCAGGACACGUGGCCAUUUAGGAGACUUGUAAAGUUAAUUAGUAUUUCCCUUGUAACAAGGGUUCCAUGCUCACUUUCAUUUUGGAAUGCUUUGUUUUUAUGUUGUACAGUGAAGAAUGACGUAAGUCUUGGGCUGCAGACAGACAGAGAAAAAAUGUUUGCAAAACGUAGAACAGGACGCUGAACUCUUGACUCUGUCGGCCGGCCCCGUUUUAAUCCUCUUCUACAACUUCAUGGGACAGUACCUCAGCACCUGUGUGCGCAGAACAAGGGAUUCGAUGUAUUUGUUAAAACAAAUCCUACUACUUAAAAGUGUAAUGACCUGUUCACCAGUGAGGCAUUUUUGUGUAUAUCUUAUUCUACUGUUGGUCAUAAAUCUACAGUGUUUUGUUUAUAAUAUAAAGAGUCAGUGAGAUGUUAAAUGUUGAUCAUGUUGAACAAAUGCACUGACAUUUGACAUAGUCCAAGAAUGCAAUGUAAAUACGCUUCAAUGAUUGUAACCUUACUUCAUGUAUAAGACAUGUUUGGACGUCUAUAAUAAACCUUUUAUAUAUCACAA
Betta splendens (Siamese fighting fish) is the source of this 2803-nucleotide messenger RNA. RefSeq names its product cAMP responsive element binding protein 3-like 3 like (gene creb3l3l). Gene Ontology annotation, molecular function: RNA polymerase II cis-regulatory region sequence-specific DNA binding; DNA-binding transcription factor activity, RNA polymerase II-specific. The transcript has 10 exons. Gene Ontology annotation, cellular component: nucleus. Gene Ontology annotation, biological process: regulation of transcription by RNA polymerase II. Lineage: Eukaryota; Metazoa; Chordata; Actinopteri; Anabantiformes; Osphronemidae. Bases 160 to 1626 code for a protein of 488 amino acids. The record is from RefSeq and is a predicted model, not a curated record.